AUGUGCGCAGGUGUGACUGUAUCGGCGUACGAAAUCAAGAAGGGAUUCAGACGAGCUUUCGCGGAGCCAUGGCCUCACGGUUUGAGAUACGAGGGAGACGGGCGGCCGUUUUGGCGGCAUGCAGUGGCCAUGGCAACAGGUUCAGACAAUCAGGACCUUUUCGAAGACCUUUACCAGCACUAUGAGAAGGCUUCGGCAUGGAGGGUGGCAGAGGGUGCAGUGGAUGCUCUGUUGAGACUCAAGCAAGUCAACGUCCGCCUGGCGAUUGUCUCCAACUUUGACUCCAGACUGCGCCCGAUUCUGCGGGACCUUCAAGUCGACUCUCUGUUUGAUGCAAUCGUCGUAUCGGCUGAAGUUAGAUACGAGAAGCCAUCACCAGAGAUAUUCGCCAUUGCCCUCGAGCAACUCGGCGUGCCGUCUCCCAGUCGAGUGGUGCAUGUGGGGGACGAUGCAGUGAACGACUUAAAAGGGGCCAUCGAUGCAGGCCUGCAUGCAUGGUGA
Messenger RNA from Closterium sp. Naga37s-1, 501 nucleotides. The record is from the annotation of a GenBank genome assembly. NCBI's taxonomy places the organism in Eukaryota, Viridiplantae, Streptophyta, Zygnematophyceae, Desmidiales, Closteriaceae.